AGGCACCUGGAGCAUGGGUGCAGUCCGCUCCAGCGGGACCAGGAGCAGCAGCAGCAGGCAGGCGGAGGAAGAGCCAGCGCCAGCGCCAGCGCCUCGUCUGUCCUGUCUCUGGCGUGUCAUCUCGCUACCAUGAGUCAGUACGGUUCUCACAACGCACUGAGCAUGAACAUGAGCUCGAACCGCAGGGGAGAGCCGACCACCGGGGGGUCCUUCCGCUACACCCGCAACGAGUUGGUGCAAGGAGCCGGCAACGGAUACGACCACUUCGUGGACUCGUACCACACGGUGACCAAGACUUCUGCAGGAGGGGGGAUGGCGGGAGACACCAUUGGAAGAAUGACAAGCACAACGGGAGGCGCAAUUAGCGGCCUCACUGACAUCCAUCAGAGGGCCGUGUCGCUUCAAGCGCAGUGCCAGGAGGACCUGAGGCGAGCCGAAUUUGCCCUACAGUCUGGAGGUAAUAUGGCUGAUGCAGAGCAGCACAUGCUGAGGGCAAAAGACACGAUUGACCAACUGAAGACCUACGCAAUGGAUCUGAGGCAGAUGGGACAGCCAAGUGACAACGUUGUCAGAAGUUGGGAGAUUUGUAACGAUCAGCUGAAGGGGGUCCACUUGGCCAUGGCUGGCUCUUUGCAAAAGCGGAGGAGUGUGAAAGCAAGCUCUGGUUCUUGGGAGGAGCCGGGGAGGAGCUUCCAAGACGCCGUGGCCUGGAUUGCGCAGCAAAAGCGUCUGAUUGAAACUACAUACUGGGGAGAAGAUCCCGCUGGCAUCGAGAAGAACCUCAUCAGCCACCAGAGGUUUCACAACUCGCUCCAGAACAGCCCGCAAGUGGACCGAGCCCGGAGUGACCUGGUUAAGAAAGGAGACAAAGGAAACCUUCAUGCUUUGGACCAGGAGUGGGACAGUCUUAAGCAAAUGUCAUUUGCGCGGAUGCGGCGGCUGGAAGACCUGCAGCAGAUUAUUCAGGAACUCUCCAAAGAGAUCAUGUGGGUCAACGACAAGGAAGAAGAGGAGUUGAUCUUUGAUUGGAGUGAAAAGAACCUCGACCAGUACAUCCCCCGGAAGCAAGAGAGCUAUUCCAAACUGAUGAGUGCCCUUGAGGAGAAAGAAAAGCACCUGAAUAAGCUGAAAGUGAGAGUGGAUGCCCUGCUGAAGAACAAGCACCCGGCGUCGGACAAGAUCGAGGCAUACAGGGACACGCUGCAGACUCAGUGGAGUUGGCUCCUUCAAAUUACCAAGUGCAUUGACGUGCAUCUGAAGGAGAAUGCAGCAUACAACCAGUUUUUUAAGGAGGCAAAUGAGACAUUCAGAACCCUCCAGGGGCAACAGGAAUCCAUUCGGAAAAAGUUUACCUGUGACAAGAACACUCCACUGGAGAACCUGCUUGAGCUGCUCAAAGGAUUGGAGAGGGAGCGAGAGACGUUAAGAGAUCAGAAGAGGCAAGUUCAGCAUCUUGUGAACAAGUCCAAGAGCAUCAUCAGACUGAGAUCCAGAAACCCAGAAGAGAAGAGCAGCCGACCUGUGAUCGUCAAAGCCCUGUGUGACUUCAAACAAGACCAGAAGGUGAUCUGUAAGGGUGACGAGGCCAUCUUGAAGGACAACAGUCAGCGCAGCAAGUGGGCCGUUACGGGCCCGGGCGGGUUAGAUAUGGUGAUCCCGUCUGUGUGCUUGAUCCUGCCUCCUCCCAAUCCACUCAGCAUCAAUCUGGCUAUCAAAAACGAGCAGUGCUAUGAGUCCAUCAUGUCAUUCUGGAACCAGUUGUACAUCAACGUGAAGAGUCUCAUCGCCUGGCACUACUGCCUUCUGGAUAUCGAACGCAUCAACUCGCUCACCAUCUCCAUGCUGGCUCGGAUGAAUCCCGAGGAGUACUCGCAGUUUAUCAACAGCCUGGAGACUCACUAUGAAGAGUUCAAACGGAGUUGCCAAGGCUCCCAGAUGUUUGUUGAAAAUGACAAGAGGGGCAUCGAGAGCCAGUACAACGCGGCUCAGGCCUACUACGGGACCCUCGUGGUGCAGUUGCCCACUUACCAAGCCCAACAAGCGCAACAUCAGCUCAUUAUAAUGACAGCGGCUGCCGACGAAGAUGCCAGACAGCUCGAGGAAGAGCGGCAGAGAACCGAGCUGACAAAAGUGAAGAAAGAGGUCGUGAAAGUGUCCAAGGCGGAGCCGCUGAAAAAGAAGGUGGCCUCAUCUUCUCACACUUUAACAGAGCUGCAGGCACUCAGAUUGAAGCUGGCGGCAGCGGAGGGCUUGCUGAGUCAGCAUGUUCACAUCUGCUUGGGAGAUGACGGAGUCAAAGACUGUGGCCUCAAAAUCACACACUUGGAGAGCGCGCUGCUUGACGUCAACGCACUAAAAGAGGAGUACGCAAAGCUGCGGGAGAAUAUUACGAAGGCGCUGGAGAGCAUGAACGAUUCAGAUAAAGCUCAAUUCUUACGCAGUGAGCUCGAAGUUAUCACACAGCGUCUGGACAGUCUAGAAAGCAACUUAUCCAAUUACCUUCUGCGACUGCGGGCUCUACGGGACUUGCUGCAAAGUAUGGCACGUGCUGAAGAUAUCGUGAAAGUUCAUGAAGCCAGAUUGACAGAGAAGGAGACCACUUCUCUGUUGCCGGGAGAGGUCAACGACUACUUGAGGGCUCUGAAGAAUAUUCAGGACGAGUUGGAUGGGAAACGCGAUGUUGUGGCCUCUAUGGAAGCAGAACUUGCCAAGGCGCUUCACUGGAAUGGCCAGGUGGGGGGGCCCCUCUACAGGUGCGACAUGAUGCUGUCCAAUUGCGCCGAGCAGGUGGGCCAACUGUCAGACCGCUGGAGACGAAUCCAGGCGCAGAUCGAUACCAGAGUGCAAGACUUGCAGCGUUACCUGCCUCAACUGGAGCACUACAAGCAGUCCAGCUCCUCCUUCCAUGACUGGAUUGGGGACACUGGCAAAAAGCAAGCCAUCCUGCAGGCCACCCACAUUCAGAAUGUUCAAUCUCUCAAGGACCACAUCAGCAGUCAGAAGGCUCUCAACGCAGAAAUCAAAGCAAAGAGGGAAACCUUAGAAAGUGUCCUGAAAGACAACGACGCCUGUGUCACCGCCAUCAAGGAUUAUGAAACAGACCUGGCCAGUUACACCUCUGGCUUAGAGACUCUGCUCAACAUCCCGAUCAAGAGAACAAUGCUAAGAUCGCCAUCCAUGGAUCUUAUUCAGGAGGCUGCUCAACUGCAGACCCGUUACAUGGAGUUACUUACUUCGUCUGACAACUACUUGAAAUUCAUAGGAGAGCUUCUCAAAAACAUGGAGGAUCUUAAGAUUCGAAGCACUCGGAUUGACGUGCUCGAGGAAGAGCUUCGCAUGUUGAGGGAGGCUCUUCAGGAUCGCAAGAGCAAGAACAAGGCUCUCGAAGAUGCCGUGGCGCGUUAUCAACUCGAGCUCUCCCAGUCACAGGAAAAGCUGCUGUCAGUGGAGGAGAUGAAGCGAACCACCGCUCUGCAGUGCGACGCCGCAAAAGACAGCCUCGAUGACACUCACAACCAGCUGGCGGACCUCGCUGAUCAGGUGACCCGCCUCAACUACUUGCUCGAGGAAGAAAAGAGGAAGAGGAAACUGGCAGAGGAGCGCUACACCAAACAACAAGAGGAGUAUGAGUCUGUCCUUAGGAAAAGGCAGACAGAGUUAGAGAGUGUCAGCUGGUCCAAAGUGGAAGUGGAAAAGACGAUGGGCAAUCAAGAGCAUGAGAUGAAACAGCUGCGGCGGAAGCUCGAAGAGGAAACCUCCAAGGCGGCGGAGCUGCGGAAGGAGAUUUCAAAGACAUCAACCGCAAUGCUCUCACUGCAGUCACAGUGCAGUGAGACUGAGAGAGAGCGAGAUGCGCUGCUGCUGAAACUCCAGUUGUCUGGGACAGACAAAGAUAACCUGCAAAAGCUGGAGGAGGAACACAGACACGUGAAGCUGUCUCUUGAAUCUGAGCUUCAAAAGAAUCAACGUGUACAGGACGAGAAUGACAGGCUGAAGAGAGAUUUAAGUUACUGGAAGGAACAAUGCCAAAGCAAGCAGGGUCUUGUUGACCAAUAUGAUGCGGACAAGGAACGUCUGGAAAGGGAAAGGAGGAGUUUGGAAAGGGAGAUAGAGAAGCUUCGAAAGGAACUGAGCGACAGUGAGAAAACAUAUCGAGGGAAGCUGGCAGUCCUCCAAAAAGAAGUCACAGAGUUGACGAUUCUAAGACAAAAUGCGCAGGAUGAGGUCAGGAAAAGUAGAGAGCUACCGAUGUUGGAUCCCUCCGCUGUCAUUUUUGAUGGCGUCCGCAAACCAGUGGCAGCAGGCCAAUUGCUUGACUGUGGUAUUUUGGAUAAAGCCACCUUUAACCGGCUCAUUCGAGGGCAAAAGUCUGUUCCUGACGCGUCCGACGACAUCAAAGUUAGCCUCAAAGGAACAGGCCCAAUAGCGGGGGUGAUCAUUGAAAACCCACAAGGUGACGGUUUGAUUUCUGGAUGUCCCUAUAAGAUAAGCCUCAGUGAAGCAAAGAAAGAGCGCCUCCUACCACCGGAUGCCGUUGACCUGCUGCUGGAUGCUCAGGCAGCCACGGGCUACAUCAUUGAACCAAGAACUGAUCAAAAGCUAACGGUCGAGGAGGCAGUUGCCGCCGGAGUGGUGGACCCAAGAGACCAAGACAGACUUUUAGUGGCACAGGCUGCUGCUGUUGGCUACAAGGAUCACGGUGCAGUCAAACCACUUUCCACGUACGAGGCCUUGAGAAGGGGACUGAUUGACAGGAAAACGGCACUGCGUUUAUUGCAGGCCCAGGAGUGUGUUGGAGGCAUACUGGAUCCAAAUCUCAGCGUGUUCCUUCCCAAAGUCACGGCUAUUGAUCGUAGUAUUUUGGAUGAAAACCUCGGCUACGCUCUGACCCAGAAUCCCAAGUGUUACCUUGACCCAGACACGAACCAGGGUGUCAGUUACGGAGAUUUGAAGAAACGAUGCAAGACCGAGGCUCACACCGGUCUGCUACUGUUGCCAGUCACUGAGCGAAAAGACCCCUCCAAAUUGGUAUUUGAUGGUGUUCGCAAGACAGUAACAGCACAACAACUGUUUGACUGUGGAGUCUUGGACAAAGCGACGUUCAAUCAACUAAUCACGGGGGAGAAAACUGUCCCGGAGGUGUCUGUGGAAAAGCAGGUUUUCCUCAAAGGGAGCGGUGUCAUUGCUGGGGUUUCAGUUGGAUCAUUCCAAAAAAUGUCCUUGACUCAGGCCAAGAAACAAAGUAUUCUUUCCCCCGAAAGUGCCGACUUGCUACUUGAAGCUCAGGCAGCCACAGGACACAUCAUUGACCCACAGACGAAUCAGAAAUUGACCGUGAUUGAGGCAUGCGCGAGAGGUGUCGUCUGUCAGGAAGACGAAUCCAAAUUGUUUGCUGCUGAAGCUGCCGCCAUAGGUUACAGAGACCCAAAUACUCUGUCACUCUUGUCGGCCGGCCAGGCCAUGAAAAAGGGUCUGGUUGACAAGGACACGGCUCUUCGCAUGCUUCAGGCUCAAGAAUGUGCAGGAGGUAUUUUAGACCCUGCCCUCGGUGUAUUCCUACCAAGGGACAUCGCUAUGGAUCGAAAUCUGAUCGACGCAGACCUAUACAAGGCCCUCAGUGAGUCUCCGCAAUGCUAUUUGGAUCCAGACACACAACUGCCAGUGAGCUAUCUGUCCCUGAAGAAAAGAUGCAGAGCAGACACCAUCACAGGUUUAUUGCUUCUCCCAGAACCGAAAAAACCAACAACCGUCCAAGGGCUUCGGAGUCAGGUGUCUGUCAUAGAUCUAGUAAAUGCCAACCUGCUGGAGCCAACUGAUAUUAAUGAACUGAAAGAAGGGAGAUUGACAGGUCAGGACAUUGAGUACCGUCUGCGCUCUUAUCUGGGCAAGUCCACAUGCAUAGCAGGACUAUUUGACGAAACCACUGAUAGGGUGAUGACAUUUUAUGAAGGCAUGAAAGGUGGACUCUUGCAACCUGAGACCACUCUAAAGCUUCUCGAAGCCCAAGCUGCCUCGGGUUUUAUCGUCGAUCCAGUGAACAAUAGACACCUCACUGUGAAUGACGCUUAUAACAGAGGACUAUUUGGGCCAGAGUGUCUGGACAAACUGCUAUCAGCAGAAAAAGCUGUGACAGGUUACAAACUGCCUGGUACAGAAAAGGUUCUCUCUCUCUUCCAGGCAAUUAAGAGGGGUCUAGUUGUGGAAGGCCAUGGCAUCCGUCUGCUAGAGGCCCAGAUCGCCAGUGGUGGCAUUAUUGAUCCUGAUCGCAGCCAUCGGAUUGAUAUAGAUGUGGCCUACAGCAGAGGAUACUUGGAUGAGGCAAUGACUAAGAUCCUGACCGAUCCGGAGGUUGCUCGUAAGGACUUCUUUGAUCCUAACACUGAGGAAAACUUAACUUACAUGGAGCUGAAGAAACGUUGCAUGACUGAUGGAAUGACUGGCCUAGUCCUUUUGCCAAUAGCGGACAAGGAAAAAGAAGAGGCAACUAUGAAAAACACCUUGAGAAAGAGAAGAGUAAUAAUUGUGGAUCCGCAGACUAAUAAGGAGAUGAAUGUCCGCGAAGCAUACGAGAAAGGAUAUAUUGACUACAGCACCUACCUGGAGCUGUCUCAGCAGGAGUGUGAGUGGGAAGAGAUCACCAUCACCGAACCGGAUGGUUCCACGCGUUUUGUCAUAAUUGAUAAGAAGACAGGUACAGAGUAUGACAUCAGUGAACUGCUCGAAAAAAGAGUCAUUGAUCAGUCAGUUUUUGAUCAGUACCGCUCAAGUACGAUCACCUUAACACAGUUUGCAGAUAUCAUCACUGAAAAGAGUCAGCGUGGAUUGCCACCAACAAGUUCCACAUUACCGUCUUCGUCAUCAUCAGUUAUGUCAAAAUCUUCUCUCACAAAGAUAACUACAACAAUACCUCCCACCAUUAAAGAGCACAGCUUUGCAACCAGCAGUGGUUCUCAAGUCUCAUAUGACGCCCCUAACAAAGUAUCUAGUGUUUCCGUCACCCUGGCCUCCCCCGUUGAAAGUGUUGGUGGAAAGGAUCCCGUGGGCGCCAUUUUCGAUACAGAGACUUUGGAGAAAAUAUCAAUUACCGAGGCUUUAAAUCGCGGCCUUGUUGAUACCAUUACUGCUCAGAGAUUGCUGGAGGCACAAGCGUGCACCGGAGGAAUCGUAAAUCCAGAAAACGGCCGCCGGCUCAGCGUCCAAGAGGCGUCCCGUCAAGGUAUAAUUAAUGAUGAUAUGGCUGCUAAACUCAAGCCUGCUCAGAAAGUCUUCAUUGGCUUUGAGGGUGUCAAAACUGGCAAGAAAAUGUCUGCUGCCGAAGCCAUGAAAGAGAUGUGGCUACCUUAUGAGGCAGGCCAGAGGUUUAUGGAGUUCCAAUUUGUGACCGGGGGACUUUAUGACCCUGAACUGGGUUGUAGACGAACCACAGAAGAUGCUUUGAAAAUGGGUUGGAUUGACGGUAGCGCUGCGAUGAAACUCCAAGACAUCAGAAACCACACAAAGAAUUUAACAUGCCCCAAGAGCAAACUGAAGAUCUCUUAUAAGGAGGCUCUGGACAAUUGUCUGGUGGAAGAGAGCACCGGGCUGAGAAUGCUACCAGCGUCGUCCGUGUCCUCCAGAGGAAUUAGCAGUCCCUACAAUUUUGCCUCUGCCCCAGGAUCCAGCACAGGGUCCAGAAGUGGCUCACGCCGAAGUUCCCGAAGGAGCAGCUUGGAUUUAGGCUCCCCCACCUCCUUGUCCACCACCAGUCAUACAGUCCUUACCACCCUCUCCACUACAUCUCAAAUGAACAAAAAAUAGAAUCCAUAUAGUCACCUCACCAGUCAUAUCAUCGUUGCUACUUUAUUGUUAACAAAUCCGAAUAGUUGUUGGGGUUUUUUUUUUUUUUUUUUGAGAGAGAGAAAAUUCCAAGGGGACCAAAGCAAGGUGAAUGUAUCAAACAGGCCCAGGGAAUGCUCGCAUUGGGAAGCCACAACCAGUGUGUACAUUUUAACAUCUGAGAGUCACUGGCAACUCUCCAUUGUCAUUGUGUCUCUGUCACUGAUAUUGACAUCCAUCCAAUAAUAUGACGCAAAGCUGCAACCGCUUUGUGACCUACUUCUUCCAGUGCUGUCUGAAAAGGGGGCGCUUUUAUUUUUAUUUUUUUUGCUUUGGGAAUAUAAUGAUGCUGCGAUUGCAUUUAUCCUGCAUUUAUUGUGUUAAACUGUUUGCUUUGCCUGGGGAGGGAUUCAAGGUUAAUUGCAUGUAGAGUGGUACCUCGAAGUUCGGCCGCAAUCUCAUGUUCGUUUGGGUGGACUGCUCAUUGAGAACAAUGAUUCAGUCGAAACCCUUACGAUCAAACGACAAUGCAUUCAUCCUGCAGACAAUAAGUACCAGGGGUGUUCCGAUCAGAGUUUUUUUUGCUGCCGAUACCGAUCAUCCAUGAGUGAGAUCAGCCAGUACCAAAUCAGCCAGGCUAAAAUUAGAUUGACUGAUGUGCUUUUCGCCAUCUUGAUCGAGGAUACAGUCACAAAAGGUAAUGACUGUACGUACAGCAGACAUCAGGUCAAACCGGCAUUCCACAGAUCAGCUCCGCUGGCAGCUCUUUGACUGGGGGUUUUUCGCCCACAUUUUGGCCAAACACCCGAUUUGACGGGUUUUGCGGGUUUUGAACUUGAAGGUAUCACUGUUUAAAAGUACAAUGCUCACUUUGUGCUGAAGGUGUUCUUGGUUUCUUGCAGUUUACGGCUUUAAGUUCUGUAACAGUCGAUCAAUAAAACAUUUACCUUUUGA
Hippocampus comes (tiger tail seahorse) is the source of this 8769-nucleotide messenger RNA. RefSeq names its product desmoplakin b (gene dspb). Gene Ontology annotation, cellular component: cytoplasm; cytoskeleton; intercalated disc. Gene Ontology annotation, molecular function: structural molecule activity. The transcript has 24 exons. Bases 130 to 7797 code for a protein of 2555 amino acids. The record is from RefSeq and is a predicted model, not a curated record. Gene Ontology annotation, biological process: cell-cell adhesion; skin development; wound healing. NCBI's taxonomy places the organism in Eukaryota, Metazoa, Chordata, Actinopteri, Syngnathiformes, Syngnathidae.